Molecule: messenger RNA, 777 nt
Organism: Lottia gigantea (owl limpet)
Lineage: Eukaryota; Metazoa; Mollusca; Gastropoda; Lottiidae
Exons: 7
Coding region: 1-777 (258 amino acids)
Biological process (GO): rRNA processing; nuclear-transcribed mRNA catabolic process; ribosomal large subunit assembly
Cellular component (GO): nucleolus; preribosome, large subunit precursor
Molecular function (GO): RNA binding
Source: RefSeq, a predicted model, not a curated record
AUGCCCAAGUCAAAAAGAGAGAAGAAAGUUUCAUUAACUCAAACAAGAAAGAAAGGAUUGGAAUUUAAACAGAAGAUUAUUGAAGAUGUCCGAGAUUGUGUCGAUAAAUAUGCCAGAAUUUUCACAUUUUCGGUUCAGAAUAUGAGAAAUGUUCAACUGAAAACGAUUCGACAAGAUUGGAAACACGGCAGAUUUUUCUUUGGUAAAAAUAGUUUGAUGGCAGUAGCUGUAGGGAAAACAGAAUCUGAUGAAUAUAAAGACAAUUUAAGAUUUUUAGCUCAGCAGUUGAAAGGACAAACUGGUUUACUUUUCACUAACGAAACCAAGAAAAAUGUCUUAAAGUAUUUUGAUGAAUUCCGAGUUCCUGAUUUUGCACGAUCUGGUAACCAGGCAACACAAACUGUGAUAUUAGAGAAAGGACCGAUUCCAGAUUUAUCUCAUGCCAUGGAACCACAGUUAAGACAGCUUGGUCUUCCUACUAGUCUUCAGAGAGGUGUGAUAACUCUAUUGAGAGAUUUUACAGUAUGUGAGGCAGGUCAGACAAUUACACCCGAACAGUCUAGAAUAUUGAAAUUAUUUGGUCACAUGAUGGUUGAUUUUCACGUAACAAUUGAAGGAAUGUGGUCGAAUAAUGGAAAAUGGCAGGUGUUUGACGAGAGACCAGAUCCUCUCGUUCCUACCAAAAUUACUGUCAAAGGUACUCCUGAAUUCAAUGUUGGCGCAAGUGAGGGUACAGGGGGUGGGGGGCCCUUAAUUGUACCCUCUCUUUCCUUUUAA